Messenger RNA from Armigeres subalbatus, 3948 nucleotides. RefSeq lists its product as uncharacterized. The transcript is spliced from 7 exons. Gene Ontology annotation, cellular component: nucleus. Gene Ontology annotation, biological process: regulation of neuron differentiation; positive regulation of transcription by RNA polymerase II. The coding region runs from base 996 to 3602 and encodes 868 amino acids. NCBI's taxonomy places the organism in Eukaryota, Metazoa, Arthropoda, Insecta, Diptera, Culicidae. Gene Ontology annotation, molecular function: RNA polymerase II transcription regulatory region sequence-specific DNA binding; DNA-binding transcription factor activity, RNA polymerase II-specific. The record is from RefSeq and is a predicted model, not a curated record.
AGACAUCCAUCAGUUAGUACUGUUUGUAUCAUUUCGGCAUCAAACAACAACCACACGGGUCCGAUCGACGGCACUGGGCGCACACGUUCGACGAGGACAUUCGAGAUUUGCGCGCGCGCACUUGCCGUUCCGAUCGAUACGAGAUUUAUCGAUCGGCGGAGAUCGAUUGUUCGGUCCGCUGCGGUUACAGUUUUCGAAGAAGACAGCAGCGCGACAGUUUGAGCCACAUCGCGAUGGUGAUGAAUUGAUUGACUGUUUGCUGUGUGUGAUGUGGGGCCGCGCGGGUGCAACCUGUUACAGUUUCGGUCCUGUCGAGCAGGAAGAAGAUAAGGGGCGCGCAUGUGAUUUAUUGGACGACCGACGAUUGGUACCGUGGGGAAGACCGUUGGAUACUUACUGAAGAGCGGAGAUUCCGUUGAUGAGUGUGUGAAAAAAUUCGCGAUUCUGCUGGAAGCAAAAAAAGAUGGAAAUAUUUGUGAUAUUAUUUAUUGUUUGAAAAAUUUGUUACCAAAACGAGCGCAGAAGGAUGAGACAACUUUACGGGUUGCGGUUCGGGAAUUGAAAUCUUAAAUGGAAUGACAGUGAAGCGGAGUGUUUUUGUCAGCUAAGUGUUUGAAUAAGGCAUUAUUUGUCAUGCUUUGGUUUUGGUGGCACUUUUUAUGUUGGAUAACAUCAUCGAAGGAUUGUCGGAGGGCAUGCGUAAAGUAUGGGAAGAUUCGAAUGGCUUAGAUCCAGAAAAAAAUGACUGAAAUUAUUUCAUCGGAAUUAUACGUUUUGAAUUUGUGAUACAGUUUGGCUCGGCAGUCAAUACUUGUUCGAAUUCCAGAGACCAGUCAUAAGUCUCUUCCUCCUACCUGCCGGCAAGUUACCGUAAGCGGACCCGCCGCGCGGUCACUGGCUGAGUGCUGGUGGCAGUGGCGCAACGAGGAAGGAAAAAUUAUUUCAACUCCCUUUUUUGGUCGAAAUUAUAACACACGCACGCGAACAUCAUAAAAAUGUCACUCGAGAACAGUAUGGACGAGGAGGAGUACGGUGGACCGGAGUUCGACACACCACCACAUUUAUCGAUGGGAGCGCAGAAAAGGAUCAAGUUGGAAAGUGAUGUCCCGCCGAUGGACGGCCUGACUAGUAGCAGUGGCAGCAUCAAUGGAACGGCGGCGGGGGCGAACAGCUUGAGUGAAUUGUUGCGAAGCAUCAAAAGUGGCUUGGACAUGCGCGUCCGAAGUGAGGAUAGUGCUGCCGGUUCGAGCGGCGUCUUCGGUGUUGACCGGACUGGGGGAGGGAUCUACGGCAGUGGGGUCAGCAGUGGCCUGAAUAAUAACAGUGACGCUAUUAACAACAACAACAACAAUUCGAUCAAGACCAAGCACGGCGAGGUGGAUGAGGUGAAAAUCAAUGAGUUUAGUAAAUUUCUGGGUGACAACGAGAAGGAUGAUAAUGUGACGACGGUGAUAGAGCUACUGCACGAAAACUAUGGAUUGAUUCAACGGUACGCCUCCGGCUACGACUGCAACCAGGAAAAGUGCCAGUACGAGAACCUGCACGAGCACUUCCACUGCUACGACACGUUCUGCCGGGGGAAGGUCCUGUACAAGAAGUACGAAAUCAUUCGCCAUCUCAAGUGGCACAAGAAGCGCAAGGAGUCGCUCAAGUAUGGAUUCUACCGGUUUUCGUCGUCGGACGACUGCAGCAUCCAGUACGGGCAGUGUCAGCACAACCACAAGCACACGCACUACCACUGCGUGCACGAGAACUGUGAUAAGGUGUACAUCAGUACCAGCGACGUGCAGAUGCACGCCAACUACCACCGGAAGCACGAGGCCAUCGUCAAGAAUGGAUUUCAACGGUUUCGGGCCACGGAAGAAUGUAACACAGAUCACUGUGCGUUCAAAGGACAGAAGACCACUCACUUCCACUGCAGGAGAGAGAACUGCAAAUAUACAUUUAAGAACAAAGCAGAUAUGGAAAAACACAAAACCUAUCAUCUGAAGGACGAAAUGUUACUGCGUGAUGGCUACAAAAAGUUUCUCAAAACCGAAGACUGCACGUACAAAAACUGUCGCUUUUCGCGGGUCUGCAAUCACAUCCACUGUAUGCACGAAAACUGCCACUAUGUACUGCACUCAAGCGGUCAACUGUUGAGCCACAAACGUAAACACGAACGCAUGGACACCGAGGUGGACUACCGGAAGUUCCAGAUGGCGCGAAAUUUGCUGAGCAAGUUUGGAAUGAGUCGAGACGGGGACGGUUCGCCUGGCGCUAAGGAAGAAGACGAAGUGCCAACAUCACCAACAGCUUCGGAACACGUGUCGAGGAAUCCAGUUGUUGAAUUGCUGGCUAUCAUGUCGGAGCUCACGUUCAGAACGAUACCGCUGCAGAUGAUGCUGCACAUGCGAAUGCAAAUGCUCCAAAACAUGGGAUAUGAGCAGGUACUUUCACCGGAUAACGUGGAUAGUGCGAUAAACUUAUCGAAAAGUGGAUUUAACGAAGAAUACUUGCAACAGUUGCAAAAGUUCAAUGAAAAUAUUCAACAUCUGAAUGAUCAUGCCAUGUUGGAUGUUAAUCCAACACUUUCAAUGUUGGCAAAGACUCAAGGCAGUCCGUUGCCAAAGAGUUAUGCAAAUGUUCAUGGCCAUUGCAACCAAUUGAAACGGAAAUUGGACGAAGAAGCUUUACCGGGCGCAUCAACACAGGUUCAAGAUGCUUCAUUCUUCAAUCCAUCUCUGAGCAAAUCGAAGCUGUUGUCCAACCCUUCGAUUGAUUAUCGGCUUUUGAAGAAAGAUGACUCCAGUUUGGGAGAAUCUUCAACCGACGCCAAUACUGUCGACCGACAGAAACCUCUAAUGGAAAGUGCAAAUUUCUUGCAGUUUAGUUCAAGCAAAACCCUGUUCAACAGAAAACGUGGACGCCCUAGGAAAAACCAUGUAAUGGAGGUCUACAAUAAUGUUCAGGAUUCUCCACAGGCCAUAUUCACUAGUUUCAAACUGGAGAAGAAUGACACAAAAGUGUCCCAUCAGGACUACCUCCGCGAUAGCGUGGUGGAGCAGGAAGCAAAGAUCAAACGAGACUCCCACAAUAGAAGCGAUGAAGAAGAUACUGCUAAGCGAUACCAUAGCUUGAGUCCUCCUAAAACAUUCCUUUCCACAAUGGACGUACCUUCGAUGUCUCUGUUCGGACCUCCAGACUUUGGAGGAUUUUCUCAAAUUUUGGAAAAGCAUAUGCGCGAAAUUAAAACCGAACCCAGCGCGACGGUCACCCACGAAAUGGAUCUUUCCAGUAGAGACAAGUCCCGAAAUCACCUGAAAUGUGUGGUUUGCCAUAAUUCCUUCGAGACCUUUGCCGACAUCAAGGAGCACGAAUGCCACCAGGCUAAAGACGCAGAGAAGCCUCUGCUAGCGUUUCCUCCCGGUUUGACGAUGCACCAGCCAUCGAACUUCCGCAGUUCCUUCGCCCCGGAUGCCGAAACCAGUCGUCUGAUCUACGCUCCGACCCCGAUGGGUAUGCCCGCCGCUCCCUCAGCUGCCAAGGAGUCGAUUUCGCUUGUGAAAACCACCGGCACAUUCUUCCCGGAUGCAAACGCAAACAAGUUGAAGUAUUUCUGAUUUUGAUGCAUCAAGGACAUUAGAUAGAUAGAGGCUCAUCGUGUAGUUUUGUAUGGAAACAGUGAAUUCAACAUACUGUGUCAUAAUGAAAACUAGGAAAAAUUGAAAUGCCAUAUUUGUUUGGCCAUACUCAGAACGAUGUUUACGAUAUUUAAGAUGGAGAUUUUUUGUAUUAGGGACGUAAUAGUAUUAGAGGAAAUGUAUUAUUUAUAUAUGAAGAGUCAAACGGUACUAUAAGAUAAUAAGAUUGUUUGCUGUGAUUGAGUCCUUCAAAAUACAGUAAUAGACAAAACUAUUUGUAUAUUUUCGAAAAAGAAUCUGUAUAUAAAUCAAUUGUUACUAUGUA